Molossus molossus (Pallas's mastiff bat) is the source of this 1383-nucleotide messenger RNA. RefSeq names its product cathepsin Z (gene CTSZ). Bases 1 to 915 code for a protein of 304 amino acids. Gene Ontology annotation, molecular function: cysteine-type endopeptidase activity. Gene Ontology annotation, cellular component: lysosome. The transcript is spliced from 6 exons. Lineage: Eukaryota; Metazoa; Chordata; Mammalia; Chiroptera; Molossidae. The record is from RefSeq and is a predicted model, not a curated record.
AUGGCGUCGUCGGGGCCGGCGGGGCCGCUGCCGCUGCUGCUGCUCCUGCUGCUGGCGGGCGCGGCCCGGGCCGGCCUGCACUUCCGCCCGGGCCAGAGCUGCUACCGGCCCCUGCGCGGGGACCAGCUGGCCGGCCUGGGGCGCAGGACAUACCCGAGGCCUCAUGAGUACCUGUCCCCAUCGGAUCUGCCCAAGAGCUGGGACUGGCGCAGCGUGAAUGGGGUCAACUAUGCCAGCGUCACCCGGAACCAGCACAUCCCUCAGUACUGCGGCUCCUGCUGGGCCCACGGCAGCACCAGCGCCAUGGCGGAUCGGAUCAACAUCAAGAGGAAGGGGGCGUGGCCCUCCACCCUCCUGUCUGUGCAGCACGUCAUCGACUGCGCGGAGGCUGGCUCGUGCGAGGGGGGCAAUGACCUGGAGGUGUGGUCCUACGCCCACAAGCACGGCAUCCCCGACGAGACCUGCAACAACUACCAGGCCAAGGACCAGGAGUGUGACAAGUUCAACCAGUGCGGCACGUGCACGGAGUUCAAGGAGUGCCAGCCCAUCCAGAACUACACCCUCUGGAAGGUGGGCGACUACGGCCGGGUCUCGGGGAGGGCGAAGAUGAUGGCAGAGAUCUACGCCAACGGCCCCAUCAGCUGCGGGAUAAUGGCCACAGAAAAGAUGGUGAACUACACCGGAGGCAUCUACACGGAGUACCAGGAGCAGAGCUACAUUAACCACAUCGUUUCCGUGGCCGGCUGGGGCGUCAGCGAGGGGGCCGAGUACUGGAUCGUCCGGAACUCCUGGGGUGAACCAUGGGGCGAGCGUGGCUGGAUGCGGAUCGUGACCAGCACCUACAGAGGCGGGAAGGGCGCGGAGUACAACCUUGCUAUCGAGAACAGCUGCUCCUUCGGGGACGUCGUCGUUUGAGGCAGAGGUCUCACGGGAGCAGCUCUUGAGGCAGCAUCAUGAACCAUGACCAGAGGGGCCCUGGGGGGUGGGGGGACACUGCCGUGGUUUGGAGGAUCUGGGGGCUGCCCACGAAGCCGCACUGCUGUCCGGCCGGCGAGGGCUGAACACCGAGGGCGCCCGUCUUGAGGACGGACGGACUCGGUCCUGGCCGAGCACAUCCCCGGGCAGAGUCCCAGGACGCAGACACCAGCGCAGGGCGGGUCCCCUGCAGGACUGGAGGGAGCCUCGACCUGCACAAGAUGUGAUCGCAAGACAUCCACCAUGUCGCCUCCACUCUCUCCGACUGACGGCUUGGUAUUUCCUUGGCAACUGUGGUCUGUGAUGUGAACCUACCACCAUUCUUUUGUCACCUUGGGAGGAGGGGGGGGGAGGGGACGGCAGUUUCAAGCUGCCCAGGUGAUGAAUAAAACCCGGGACUUCACCAGA